Messenger RNA from Pelmatolapia mariae (spotted tilapia), 900 nucleotides. It is a transcript of the gene cldn34a, whose product is annotated as claudin 34a. The record is from RefSeq and is a predicted model, not a curated record. Gene Ontology annotation, biological process: cell adhesion; bicellular tight junction assembly. Bases 169 to 900 code for a protein of 243 amino acids. Lineage: Eukaryota; Metazoa; Chordata; Actinopteri; Cichliformes; Cichlidae. The transcript has 2 exons. Gene Ontology annotation, molecular function: structural molecule activity. Gene Ontology annotation, cellular component: plasma membrane; bicellular tight junction.
CCGACUCUCCUCUCUGCUCUCUCCUAUCUUAUCUGACUUACUUAUCUUACUUCUCUCUAUCACCUUUUCUGUCCCUUUGAAGAAAUGAUGCUCCAUAAAUGUUAAAGAGCAGGAGUGAUGGCUCCAGCGAUCGGUCGCUCUGAGAAUUAGUGGUCACACUGGACAACAAUGCUUUACCUCACUCACACGGCUCACUGGCAGUUCCUGGGCCUGAUAGUCGGAUUCCUGGCAUGGAUCCUCACCAUGACCACUGCCGGCCUCAACGAGUGGCGGCUCUGGCGAGUAGGCAAUGCGUCCAUCAUCAGCUCGGGCGAGGCCUGGGUUGGUAUUUGGAGGACGUGUUUCUACAGUCAUGUCCUUCCCGAUAUGGAGAACUGUCGAAGCAUCAGCAUAUCGGACAGCUUUCUUCCCGUGGAGAUCCCCGUGGCUCAGGUGCUGAUGAUGCUUGCGGCCAUCUUUGGUCUUGCCGGGAACAUCUGUGCUGCAGUGGCGGUGAGGAUGGCCUACUUCUCUGUUGAAGAUCGCAGGAGCAUCAGGCUGGUCUUCCUACUGGCGGGGGCGCUGUAUUUGCUCACAGGGACGUCGUCCUUGGUGCCACUGGCGUGGAACAUGAACUCUGUGCUGAAAAACAGCACCAUAGACUUUCCUCCUGAGUUCCAAAUCCCUGCUCCUCCUGUCAGCCAGCGAGUUGGCUCAGCCAUUGGAGUGGGCCUCUGCGCCUCCAUUGCGACACUCUUAAGUGGCCUGCUUUUCCUUUGCUACAGGUACGCUUGGCGAGCCGUGAGCACAGCGGGCCCUGGCGACCAGCUCAAUGGCCCCUGGACAGUGACAACACUGCCACGCAAAUCUGAACUGGUAAAUAGAGCAGGCAUGGAUAACGCUGCCUUUCACAGUGAAUAA